Molecule: messenger RNA, 5844 nt
Organism: Clupea harengus (Atlantic herring)
Lineage: Eukaryota; Metazoa; Chordata; Actinopteri; Clupeiformes; Clupeidae
Gene: nrxn2a
Product: neurexin 2a
Exons: 22
Coding region: 893-5323 (1476 amino acids)
Source: RefSeq, a predicted model, not a curated record
GUCCUAGUCUCCUUGAUGGGCUGAUGAUGCCAUGUGUGUUGCAGGGUGAUUGGUGAGGUGGUCUACUGACCGCGCCCUCAGCUCGGUCCUCUAAAUCGCUGUCAGUUAAACGGGGGAGUGGCAAGGAAACUGGCUCCCGCUCCACGACUCAGACUCGCUGUAUCUUUUCAUGCACCGAAGCAGGUGGAACGGGCUUGACUCACCGCUGCCGCCUCGGUGGAAGGGCAGAGGACAAGCGCAGCAUUUCAUUUCCCUGGACUACAGAGAAAUAAUUAAAUACACCGUUUCUGACCCAGCUUCGGAUUACUGUAAACCACUGUCGGGGAGCUGAAGUCGGGAUCAUUGACCGCGAUACCUUGACCACAUGGCUACCUUCUGACUAUGAUGUCUGCUUGAUGGUGCCACAGAUUCAGGAGACCAUUUCUGGAGCUUAUUUUCAGAUGAAACAGGACAUGGGAAGCAAACACACGUUUUUUUGAUCGGCUGCCUGCAAAACAACCCAGAUAUAAGCGCUUGUAGCAAUUUUGCCCUCUUUAAAUAUAGACACAUGCGUCCACUGGAAGAAUAUCAUGCGGGGGGCGACCAUAUUUCAAGUCAAAAAUUUGAUUCUAAACGACGUUUCAGUCUACCCUUGGCACGGCAAGGUUUCGUCGGAAAGCUCAUUAGCAUUGCCCAAUGGAGAGAAUCAGAGGAGAAUCAGCGUUGAGAAUAGACUCUAAAGAAACUGCUCAGUUUUAAAGAUUUAGAAUAGAAGCCUCUUUCCUGCAGACCUAUUUUUGUGAGGGCAGAGACACACUCAUAUGCAGCACUGGGAGUAAAUCUCCAGUGCAGUGGAUUAAAAGAAGAGGAACAUAAAAAAGGGGAUUAGGACUAAGCCUAAAAGUUGACGACGAUGAGGAGGUGGAGGUCCGCUGGAAGGUCACUGAGGCCCCUAGCCCUGCUGGGGCUCCUCUGGAUGGCCACGGUGGCGGUGGCCCUCGAGUUUGAGGGUGUGCCAGGCCAGUGGGCACGCUACCGCCCGUGGGAGGCCGGAGCAUCGGGUGAGCUGAGCUUCACGCUGAAGACCAACAUCACCAAGGCCGUGGUGCUGUACCUGGACGACGGAGGCAACUGCGAUUUCCUGGAGCUGCUGAUCGCAGACGGCCGACUGCACCUGCGCUUCGCCAUCCACUGCGGAGAGCCGGCCUCCCUGCACAUGGAGACCCGCGUGAGCGACGAGCGCUGGCACCGGGUGCUCCUCACGCGCAACUACCGCGAGACCAUGCUGGUGGUGGACGCCGAGGCCAAGGUGGCCGAGGCCAAGUCGAAGCGCAGCGAGAUGGUGGUGGCCAGCGACCUGUUUGUCGGCGGGAUCCCACCGGAUGUUCGCCUGUCCGCUCUAACGUCCAGCACGGUCAAGUACGAGCCCCCUUUCCGCGGCCUGAUUGCCAACCUGAAGCUGGGAGAGACGCCGCCUGUUCUCCUGGAUAGUCAGAGUGUCACAAAUGACCUGGAGUACCUGUGCUUGAAACAGAACCCCUGCAGCAACGGGGGCUACUGUUCCAUCCAUGAAGGAGAAGUGAUCUGCGACUGCACCAACACUGGAUACAAGGGCAAAUACUGCACGGAUGUUCUCCAGCGGGUGUUAGAAGGUCUGGCGCACCUGAAGUUACCGAGCCGAGCGCCCGGAUCCGCAGCCUUGAUCUCUGCAGCCUCUGCUGAAGGUGAUGGACAUACAGCUCAAGAGGAAUCAGUGGCGACCUUCAAGGGGAAUGAGUUCUUCAGCUACGACCUCUCGCACAGCCCCAUCCAGAGCGGCACGGACGAGAUCACGCUGGCCUUCCGCACGCUGCAGAGAAAUGGCCUCCUGCUCCACACCGGCAAAUCUGUCGACUACGUUAAUCUGUCUCUGAAGAGCGGGGCUGUCUACCUGGUGAUAAACCUGGGCUCCGGAGCCUUCGAGGCCAUGGUGUCGCCCGCCGAGGGCAAGUUCAAUGACAACGCCUGGCACGAGGUCCGCGUCUCGCGCAACCUGCGGCAGGUCACCAUAUCAGUGGACGGGCUCCUGAGCACCACUGGGUACACCCAGGAGGACUACACCAUGCUGGGCUCCGACGAGGUCUUCUACAUCGGGGGCAGCCCCAACACCUCCGACCUGCCUGGUUCCCCCAUCAGCAACAACUUCAUGGGCUGCAUGAAAAACGUGGUGUACAGGAAUAGCGAGCUCAGGCUGGAGCUCUCCCGACAGGCCGAGAUGCGCGCCUCCAUGGUCACGUUGCACGGCGACCUGUCCUUCCGCUGCGAGGACGUCGCCGCGCUGGACCCCGUCAGCUUCGACACCCCGGAGGCCUACGUCACCCUGCCCAAGUGGACCACCAAGAAGACCGGCGCCAUCUCCUUCGACUUCCGCACCACGGAGCCCAACGGCCUGCUGCUCUUCAGCCACGGCCGGCCCCAGCCCCCCCGGGAGGCCAAGGGGCCCGACAGGGGACUGCCCCGCGCCGACUUCUUCGCCAUGGAGCUGCUGGACGGCUUCCUCUUCCUCCUCAUGGACAUGGGCUCGGGCUCCAUCAAAGUGAAGGCCAGCGCCCGGACGGUCAACAGCGGCGAGUGGUGCCACGUGGACUUCCACCGGGAAGGGCGGAGAGGCUCUAUCUCGGUAAACAGCCACAGCACUCCUUUCUCAGCCAACGAGGGCAGUGAGGUGCUGGAUCUGGACGGGAGCGUGUACCUGGGGGGUCUGCCUGGGGAGUGGCAGGGCCUGCCGCUGCCCCCGGAGGUGUGGACGGCGCCGCUGCACCUGGGCUUCGUGGGCUGCAUGCGCGACCUCUUCAUCGACGGCCACAGCCGCGACCUGCGGCGGCUGUCCGAGCUGCAGAGCGCCGCGGGCGUCAGCGGCUUCUGCACGCGCGAGACCCACCGCCGCUGCAGCGGCGGCGCGGCCGAGCCCUGUGCCCACGCCGGACGCUGCACGGAGGGCUGGAACCGCCACGUCUGCGACUGCACCGGCACCGGCUACCUGGGAGCCAACUGUCACACGGAGGCGGCAGUGCUCAGCUAUGACGGCAGCAUGUUCCUGAAGGUGGCCAUGGCGACGGCGAUGCACACGGAGGCGGAGGACGUGGCGCUGCGGUUCAUGUCCCAGCGGGCCUUCGGCCUGCUCCUGGCCACCACCUCCAGAGAGUCGGCCGACACGCUGCGCCUGGAGCUGGAGCGGGGCCGCCUCAAGCUCACCGUCAACCUAGAUUGUAUCGGGAUAGACUGUAAUCUUAGUAAGGGCCCCGAGACUCUGCUGGCCGGGCACAAGCUGAAUGAUAACGAGUGGCACUCCGUGAAGGUGGUGCGGCGUGGGAAGAACCUCCAGCUCUCGGUGGACAAUGAGACCGUGGAGGGCCAUAUGACUGGCGCGCACACUCGGCUGGAGUUCCACAACAUUGAGACGGGCAUCAUGACGGAGCGCCGCUUCAUCUCCGUGUUGCCCUCCAACUUCAUCGGGCACCUGCAGGGGCUCUCCUUCAACGGCGUGCCCUACCUGGACCAGUGCAAGAACGGCGACAUCUCCUACUGCGAGCUCAACGCUCACUUCGGAAUGCAGCACAUCGUGGCUGACCCCGUGACCUUCCGGAGCAGGGCCAGCUAUGUGGCUCUGUCCACGCUCCAGGCCUACGCGUCCAUGCACCUUUUCUUCCAGUUCAAGACCAGUAGCCCCGACGGCCUGCUGCUCUUCAACUCAGGCGAUGGCAGCGACUUUAUCGUGGUGGAGCUCGUCAAAGGGUACAUCCACUACGUCUUUGACUUGGGCAACGGGCCGUCGCUCAUGAAGGGAUACUCGGAGAAGCCGCUGAAUGACAACCAGUGGCACAGCGUGGUGAUCUCCCGAGACGACACCAAUGUCCACACGCUCAAGAUUGACUCUCGCACCGUCACUCAGCAUUCCAACGGCGCCCGCAAUCUUGAUCUCAAAGGGGAGCUGUACAUUGGCGGAGUGGCAAAGGCCAUGUACAGCGCUCUACCCAAACUCAUCGCCUCCCGGGAUGGCUACCAGGGCUGCCUGGCCUCGGUGGACCUGAAUGGGAGACUGCCUGACCUGAUCGCCGAUGCUCUGCACAGGGUUGGCCAAGUCGACCGUGGAUGCGAUGCUGGCCCAGGCACCACAUGCACAGAGGAGUCGUGCUCCAAUCAGGGCGUGUGUCUGCAGCAGUGGGAGGGCUUCUCCUGUGACUGCACCAUGACCACGUUUGGAGGAGCAUACUGCAGUGACUCUGGGACCACGUAUAUUUUUGGGAAAGGGGGCGCUCUGAUCACGUACACCUGGGCCCCCAACGAGCGACCGAGCACGAGAGCAGAUCGUCUGGCGGUCGGCUUCAGCACGCAGCAGACAGACGCCAUCCUGGUGCAGGUGGAGAGUACUCAAGGUCUCGGAGACUACCUUCAGCUGCACAUAGAAGAGGGAAAAAUAGGAGUCAUAUUCAAUGUUGGGACUGAUGACAUCACCAUCAAUGAACCUGCCAUCCCAGUGGCUGAUGGGAAAUACCAUGUGGUGCGCUUCACACGCAGUGGUGGCAAUGCCACCCUCCAAGUGGACAACCAGCCAGUCAUUGAGCGCUACCCAGCAGGGCGACAGCUGACCAUCUUUAACAGUCAAGCAGCGAUUAAGAUCGGCGGGCAAGAUAAGGGUCGUCCCUUCCAGGGCCAGAUCUCCGGCCUCUACUACAACGGGCUUCAGGUGCUGAAGCUGGCGGCCGAAGGCGACCACAAUGUGCAGGUGGAGGGAAACCUCCGCCUCGUGGGCGACGCGCCAUCUGUCCUGUCCACGGAGACCACCUCCGCCACGCCGCCCGCCGCAGGCGACAUGUCCACCACUAUCAUGGAGACCACCACUACCAUGGCAACCACCACCACUCGCAGACAGCGCUCCCCCAGUCUGAAAGACAGCAUCACACAGAGCUCAGAUGACCUGCUGGUGGCGUCGGCGGAGUGCCCGAGUGACGAUGAGGACCUGGAGGAAUGCGAGCCUGGCACAGCUCCGCCCACCGCGCCCAGGGAGAGGCUCCCACCGGGCGUGGCCGAGGUCAUCCGCGAGUCCAGCAGCACCACGGGCAUGGUGGUGGGCAUCGUGGCGGCCGCCGCCCUCUGCAUCCUCAUCCUCCUCUACGCCAUGUACAAGUACCGCAACCGCGACGAGGGCUCCUACCAGGUGGACCAGGGCCGCAACUUCAUCAGCAAUCCCGGCGCCGACAGCAACGGCACCGUGGUUAAAGAGAAGACAGCCGGCACGACUGCAGCGGUUGCCAAGACGAGCACUAAGAGCAAAAAGAACAAAGAUAAGGAAUAUUAUGUCUGAGAGCGAGUGAUGAAGAGGCAAGAGAGAGUGAGAGAGAGUGAGGGAGAGAGAGAGAGGGAGGGAGAGAGAGAGAGAGGAAGGUUGGAGAGGAAGAGAUAGUGGUCGGGGGAAUUACAGAUCAUUCAUUCCCACACCGUACGCAGACUAAACACCGAGUCAACCCAUGAGGUUUUUUUUUCUUUUUUAAUAUUCCACGUCAUCAAUGUGCUCCUCUUGGUAUUAUGAAGACUUGCAUAAGGGACGAGCAGAAGACCAGUUUCAUUUCAGCAUUACAUGGUUCUUAGCUAUUUUUAUAUUGCAAAAAUAGUGAAAGGUUAGAGACCACAUAUUGGUGCUUCUAACUUUCCUGCUCACAGCACGGGACUUGAGCAUGGCUAGACUCUGCUUCUGCUGCUUCCUCUUUUCUGUUUCCCAUUCAAGCGUUGGGAACACGGUCAUGGUACUGACACUGUGAUGUGGCAAUGGAGGCACUGCUUCAUCUGACCUCUGACCUCAGUCAGUAUACACACCCCCCCCCCCCC